This is a messenger RNA of Closterium sp. Naga37s-1, 6285 nucleotides long. The record is from the annotation of a GenBank genome assembly. NCBI's taxonomy places the organism in Eukaryota, Viridiplantae, Streptophyta, Zygnematophyceae, Desmidiales, Closteriaceae.
AUGGAAGACGCGGAGAACCUUCUCGACGACAUGCUCGAGGCGGCCGAGGCCGCGCGCCACGAGACCGAGCUGACUCUAGCGCCGCAGGCGCCCGACGAGAAUGAGCCGUUUGUGACUGUGGCGGGUGUGACUGCAGGCGAUGUGACGGAAGGAGUGGUGGAAGAAACUGUGACUUAUCACGGUGUGACUGAAGGAGAGGUGCCUGAAGCGGAAGCAGGUGAAGGCGAGGGGUUUGAUCUAAAUAUGGAUGCUGGUGGGGGUGGGGGCGGUGCGGCGGCGGUUAUGAUCACCGAGGGUGCAGCAGCUGAAACCGAACCAGGGACCGGACCAGGAACCGAUCCUGGUUCGGGUUUGGGUGUUGCCGAGCCUGAGAGUCUGCCGGUCGGGACUGAGGAGCAGGCUCGGGAGACUAUUGGCGAAUACCAAGAGGUGGGCGGAGAGGGCGGGGAUGGCCAUAUCAUGCAACAGGCAAUGGCGGGUGCUUAUGAAGAGGGAGGCAUGGCGGAGGGCGAGCAGCCGAGAGCUGACGUGGAAAUGGGUGAAGCAGCGGAAGGAACUCAUCCGGAGGGUGCUUAUAUCGAGCAACCAGUGCAGUACGAAGGUGUGCAGCAGCAGGAGCACGUGGGCGCAGAGCAGGCAGAGACAGCAGAGCAAAUGCAGAUGGCACCUACCCCAGAUGAGUCUGCUGUAGCGCACCAGCAACCAGCUGUAGCUGAGCAGGAGGCAGGUGAGGCCUGGCAGGGCGAGGCUGUAGCACAGGCCGAAGCGGCUGUAGCAGGGUACGAACAUGGUGAAGGGCCUGCUGUAGCUGGGUAUGAUGCGGCUUUCCCUGGCCAGGAGGCGGCUGUUGCUGAAGCUGGCGGAGGUGAGACGGCAGAGGGGCAGGUUGUAGCACCGGCUGAAGUGGGCGAAAUGGUUACCGCUGCUGCUGUUGGCGAAGGAGAGGUGGGCACAGGAGCGAACGAGGGUGGCAUGGGUGCAGAGAGCUUCGUGCAAGGCGACGGGGGAAUGGCGACAACAGCAGAAGCGCAAGGGACGGUGGCAGAGGGAGAGGGGGCGGCGGGGUAUUCUCAACGCAUGGAGGCAGUUUCUGAGGGACAGUAUGGGGAGGAGGCAGCAGUGCCUGGGGCGCUCGGGGAAGGCGGAGGGGGAGGGGGCGGGGGAGAGGGCGAUCGCAAGGAGCCGCUAGAGGAGGAGCUGCGAGCGCUGGUGUUCGCCACCGUGCCCUCUCAACUCGCCUCGCCCGACCACCACCGCUGGCUCGAGAUCGCCGAUGCCUGGCGCCGCCGCAGAGAGGCCGCCCCUGCCGCCCUCCUCCUGGACGGCGGUGGGGCGGCAGCGGGCGGGGGCGGGUAUGUGUCCCCGGAUGGUGUGAGGGGCCGCGGGCGGGGCAGGGGGAGGGGCAGGGGGCGCAGGGGGAGGAGGGGGAGCAUGCAUGCGUAUGGGUAUGGCGGAGGCAGGGGGGAGGGGGGGUACGGGGGUUACGGGGGAUAUGGGGGGAGCGGGGGCUUUGAGGGGUAUGGGAUGGGGGAGAUGGGAGGAGGGAUGGGUGGGGAGGGCGGAGUGAUGGUGCCGAGCGGGUAUGGCGAGUAUCCCAUGCACAUGGGCGCGGAUGGUAUGCCCAUGCCCAUGGACCCCCAUGCCAUGGCCAUGGGCAUGGGGGACAUGGGGGACAUGGGGCAGUUAGCGCUGGGGAACGGGGAGCCAUGGGUGUGGGACGAUGAGGGGUGGGACGCCCCCGGGAUUGCCAUCCGCGGGCGCGGCAGGGGCAGGGGGCGUGGCAGGGGGCGGGGGCGGGGGAGGGGGAGGGGGCGCGGGCGCAGCUGGCACCUGGUGGGGGUGGAGAUCGUCCCCUCGUACGGGUCUGAUGGGGAGGAGAUGGGCGCAGAGGGGGAGGAGCGGGCGGGGGGCGCAGGGGGAGGCGCAGGGGGAGGGGGAGCAUCUAUGGGCACGCGGCCAGUGGUGGCAUGGGCGGAGGUGUGGCCGGGGAAGCUGGAGGAGCUGGUGGAUAGGAAGGACCAUGCGGGGGUGGCUGCCGCCCAGGUCAUGACGGCCGCUGUGGUGGCCCGGGCGGCGUCGGCAGCGGUGCGGGCGGCAGCAGAGGCGGUGGCGGUGUUCAAAGAGAGGGCGGUGGCUGCUGCCUGGGCGGAGAAGCAGGGGGGUGCGGGGGCGAACGGGGCGCUUGGGGGAUAUGGGGGGCAUGGGGGGUAUGGCGUGCAUGGCGGGAAUGGGGGGUAUGGAGGGUAUGGUGCAGGUGCGACGUGGCAGGAGGCCACUGGCGCAGGGUCCCCGUUUGCGGAGUCCCCCUGGGCGCCUGAGCCUCCUCUCCCCCUGACGUCCGUGGCUAGUGUGGCGCGGGGCAGGGGGAGGGGCAGGGGGAGGGGACGGGGGAGGGGGAGGGGCCGGGGGAGGGGCAGCAGGGGCGGGGGGCGUGGCAGGAGCUACUACUACGGCGCGUAUGAUAUGGAGGAAGAGGAGGAGGAGCCGGAGGAGGACGACGAGGGGGACGAGUUUGUGGCGUAUGGAGGGGUGGAGGAAGUGGGCGGGGGGGGAGAGGAGGAGGAAGAGGAGGAGGUAGUGGUGGUGGAGGAUGAAGAGGAGGGGGAGGAAGAGGAGGAGGAGGAGAGGAGGGUGUGGGGGUUGAAGCUGCCGCACGGGUUCCAUGUGGGCACUCCUGUGGAGGUAAGCAGCAGUCAUUGGGAGGGAGGGGCCUUGUAUGGCGAUUCCUGCAAGAGAUUCCGUAGCGGGCUGAAGCAUUGCACGCCCGUGCCACAUGGUGCUGUGUGCACCGCCUUCCCACUCCCCCGCCACUCUGGUUCGCUGUUCUCUCAUCCGCCUGCCUGCACACGCAUCCAUGACCUUCUCUCCUUCUCUCUUUGCCUCCUUGUCUCUGUGCCUCCUUGUCUCCCCGCCGCCGCUCUGUGUCUGCUGCUGCCCAUGGUGAGCACAGGUGGCGUCGAACGAGGAGGGGUUGAGGGGCAGCUGGUUCACGGGCACGGUGCUGCAGCUCGAUGCACGGCGGGCGCUCGUCCGAUACGACCAGCUGCUGGACGACGCGGGUGGUGGGAGGGGGUGAUAACAGCGCUGCCAGACGAUCCAGCAGCCAGCAUGGCCACUGUCGAGUUCCCAGGCUAUGGGGAGAUGGCGCAGAAGCAGCUGACGUGGCAGCAGCUGCGGCCAUCGAUGGUGUUUGAUGUGCGCGGAAGGGAGUGGGUGAUGGUGCGCGCCCAGGCCGUGGGGGAGGGGGCGCAGGAGGUGGAGGUGGAGGAGGAGGAUGAUGAGGUGGAGGAGGUGGUUCCGGCUCCCAUGGGGCAUGUCAGGGUGAGUGGGACCCGGCACUGCCGAGGCCGAGGGGGCGGCCCCCCUUGCAUGGCAGGGGAAGGGGCCAGGCGAGGGGCAGGGGCAGAGGCAGGGGCAGGGGGCGAGGGAGAGCGCGAGGCAGGGGGAGGGUCCCUUGGGCAACUGGAGGCGAUGCAGGAGCUGAAGCUCGGCUUCGAGGGGAGCAAGCCCUCUGCGCUCGCCACGUGGACCACCAGCGACCCCUGUGACGGCACGUGGGUCGGCGUCACGUGCGCGCGGCCCGGCGUCAUCACUAGACUCGAUUUGUGCGACAUGGGCAUCGCAGGCGCGUUGUCGCCGUUCAUCGGCAACCUCACGGGGCUGCUGCAGCUGCGGCUGUGCAACAACCAGAUCGCCGGACAGAUCCCUCCCGAGCUCGGCAAGCUGUACUCGGUACAAGAAGUCGAGCUACAGAACAAUAAAUUCACGGGCGAGCUGCCUACCGAGUUGGGCGGCAUGGCGACGUGCACGCACCUUUACCUCUACGGGAACAAUCUCUCCGGCGCCAUCCCUGCCGCUCUUAAAGCCGUCACUUACCUCAAGCUGGGUCCUGGAAAUCGUUUUUGCAGCACGGUUCCCGGCUCGCCGUGCGCUGGCGCGUCGGCGGAGCCGCUCCCCGCAACUCCCGCUCCGGUGGAGGACCCCGCGGAUGAGGCGGGAAGCCUCCCUCCGCUGAUCACCGCGCCACUCCCCAACUGUCCGCCGUGUGCGGGGGACGAUCUGCCCGGGCUCGAGGACGGGUGCACGUGCGCCAAGCCGUCGCUGCUCAAGAUUCGUUUCAAGGACCUGGACUUCGCGGCUUAUAACGCGAAUCAGGAGGACGUGCUGCUCGGCGAGCUGUCCCGCGCGCUGCAGCUGGAGCCACGUCAGCUGAUGGUGAUCGGGCGCGAGCCGGGCAGCGUGAUCCUGUACCUGGCGGUGCUGCCCGUGAACGGGUCGGCGCUGGACGCGCGGCAGGAGGCGAAGAUAGUGGACGCCGUCACGGGCCACCGCGUGAUUCUAUCCAAGGCCUUCAAAGACUACGAAGUGCUCGGAGCGCCCGGCCUCGCGUUCAAGCCGUCGCAAGAGUCGCAGAACGCCGACGCCGAGUCGUCUUCCGCGUCUUCCGGCGCAUCUUCCGGCCUCAGCACCGGAGCCAUCAUCGGCAUCGUUGUCGCGUCGCUCGCGGCCGCGCUGGUUAUCGCGGCGCUCUUCUGCCAGCUGCUGACGUGGCGCCGCGACAGGAACGCCGCGCGCCGAGCUGACGUGGAGAACUCGCGGAUGGCCAAGGUGCUGACGGGCAGCAUCGAGGCGCCGUACAGGCCGCACGGGAAGAACUCCAUCUGGGGAAGGUGGGAUUUGCCACGUGGCAGCCCCUUUCCGCCCGUCAAGCCGUCGAUCUCAGGAGGCAACUCGUUUAACGAGCCCGCGCUCUCCUUCCGCAGCGGCAUCCCCGGCACCCCCGCCGGGGCGCACGCGAAUGGCUGCGGCGACAGCGUCGCGGGAACGCCGCGCGACACGCCCGGAGUGUCGGAGCGAAGCUUCGCGUUCCAAGGCGCGAGCUCGCCCACCUCCCCCGCGAACACCGCCGGAUUGUGCGGCGGCGACAACGGCGACGACCCGCGGACUCCGGAAAUCGGGACGACGCGGACGGUGGGCGACGCGGAGGGCGGAGGCACCCCUCAGGAGGUGAUGGAGAUUAAAAAAAUCGGUCUCAAGGCUAUCCACGCGGCGACGCAGGGGUAUUCGAAGGCGAACUUGAUCGGCGACCGCGGGCACGGGCGCAUGUACAAGGCGGACUUCUCGAGCAAGGCGCGCGUGCAGAUGGCGGUGCUGCUCGAGCUCUCCGGGGAGAAGCUCGACGAGGCGGAAUUCGCGGCGGCGGUCAAGGCGCUGGGGGACCUGUGCGUGCAGUCGAACCGCCUCGUGGCGAUCAUGGCGUAUUGCGCGGAUAAGGGCCAGCGGUGGGUGGCCUAUGAGUAUCUGCCAGGUGGCAGCCUCAAGGACCACCUGCACGGGGACCUGCGCUUCGAGCGCGCGCUGACGUGGCAGAAGCGCGUGCAGAUCGCGGUCGACGUGGCCGCGGCGCUGGAGUUUUUGCAUGAACAGUGCGAGCCGCUCGUGAUUCACCGCGACGUGUCGGCCGACAACGUGGUGCUGGACGGCGAGCUGCGCGCGAAGAUUAAAGACGUCGGCAUCCACACGCUCGUGCGCGAUUGGUCGGAGGGCCGCGCCGUGUCGCCGUCCGUGCUGGGGUCCAUGGGGUACCAGGCGCCCGAGUUCCGCGUGAGCGGCGAGCAGACGGCGCGGUCCGACGUGUUCAGCUUCGGCGUGGUGCUGCUGGAGCUGCUAACCGGCCGGAAGCCCGUUGACUCGUCGCGACCCAAGGGGCAGCAGUCGCUGCUGACGUGGGUGCUGCCGCACCUGGAGAACAGGCUCGCCGUGACGAGCCUGGUGGACCCGUACCUGCGGCUCAACUCGACGCUCGACCCCAAGUCGCUGCACCUGUUCGCGCUGGUGGCUGCGCACUGCCUGCAGCACGAGCCCGAGGACCGCCCGCGCAUGGCGGAGGUGCACAGCCAGCUGCAGCACCUGCUGCUCUCGCUCUCCCCCGACGGCCUCCCCUCCCCCAUCUCCCCCAACGCGGCCUCCGCCUCCCCCCUCUCUCCCGCCUCCCCCGCCUCCCCCAUGUCCCCCAUCCCCAACCUCACCGCCGCGUCCCCCUGCACCCACGCUCCGAGCCCUGAUGCGGAGAACGAGAGCUGCUCGGUGGCGGAUUCAGGCACCACGAGUGGCACGCACGUGUCACACUCAGCACGGCGCUACGACCAGAAACGCUGGGUGCAGGUUACCCCCGGCCCCAACACUGCCGUCAAGACCCACGCUAGUGCCGUGACUCCCGCUGCUGGUGCCGCUGCUGGUGUGGCGAAUGUGCGCUCACCACUUGCGCCGGUGAUCAACCUGUGA